UAUUGUAUAAUUAAUAUAUAGUUUCAUCUUUCUCUCCCAAUAAUAUUUAUUUACAAAGGGAGAGAGUUAUUCUUCUUCAUCAUCAUAUUCAAAAUGGGUUGUGGGGAAUCAAAACAUGACGUCGCAACAGGAAACACCAUCCUCCACCGCAAGAAAUCUGAUAAUAGUAUCACGGCCAAGUGCAGCAGCAGCGCCAAAGACAUAGAAACCGUUCACGAAAACCCGCCUAAUGCAGCUGCUGAUCAAGUUAGCCAGAGCGCCGUUAAGGGCGGCGAUUCUGAGGAGGCCAUGAAGGAAGAGGAGGAGAAUGAUGUUUUGCUAAGAGAUGAUGAUGAGAAGAAUAAGAAAGAAAAGAUUAAUGAUGAUGAUGAUGUUGUGGUAGUUGGAAGAGAGGUAGGGAGAGAUUCUCCAAAUCGUUUCUUCUCUUCAAGGAAAGAUGAGGAAUUGGGGAUUGAUAUGAUCAUUUCCGAAGGACAGUCUGGCAAAUCUGAGUACAAUACUCCUCGCCAUGGAGCUGGGGCUGAACUUAACAAAGAUGCUUCAGUUUUGGGUCCUGAUCAUCAUGAUGAUCAGGAUAGGGAUCAUGCUAAUAAUCAAGAUCUUAAAGCAGCUGUAGUAGUUACACAAGCUGCUGAUGAGAAAGAAAAUGCAAAGGCUGUCAAUGUGGAGGAGAAUUUGGUGAAAGAAGAAGUGGAAGCGACCAAGGUGGAAGAAAAAGAUUUGAAGAUUGCUGAAGAAGUGAAGAGCACUAAUCAGAACGAUGAGGAGAAGCGUGUGGUUGGUUGACGAAAAAGGAAUUGAAGACAACAUGAAGAGGACAAUACUAUUUAGGAUAUUGGCAAAGAAAAAUAUGCAAGGAUUUUUUUUAAUGUUACUUUUGUUCUUCUGUAUGUUAAAUGUUGAUGUUGUUUUUAUAAGUGGUCUUGUUGAAAAUGCUUGUUAAAAUUUUGUGCUUAUAGUGCUGCGCUACCAAUGAAUAUCAUCAAGUAGUAUUGUUAUCCAUAUU
Humulus lupulus (European hop) is the source of this 1006-nucleotide messenger RNA. RefSeq lists its product as uncharacterized. The record is from RefSeq and is a predicted model, not a curated record. The transcript has 3 exons. The coding region runs from base 94 to 786 and encodes 230 amino acids. Lineage: Eukaryota; Viridiplantae; Streptophyta; Magnoliopsida; Rosales; Cannabaceae.